GGCCAAACUUGGCUAAAAUAUACACUUUUAUAAUACCGUUGCCAUGGUACGUAGCGUACGUACCCGCCGCCUGUAUACAAACAUUCGACGUAAUAAUACGCGAAUCGAAUAGUUUUUAUUAUUGCUGUGGAAAAUAACGCGAAUAUACGAUUCGGUCCUUCGAGCCGGUCAGCGGGUUUCGAACCGAACCAUCCUCAGUGAUUUGUGCGGGUCACAAAAAAAUUUGUAUGUUUUUGCUGUGGCAGUUAUUGAAUUAUAUAUAUCCUAGUUUACGUCCACCCCUGGUAUAAUUACAGGUUGUCAUAGCAACUGACGGACGGCCGUUUAAUUAGCGUCAAAAUUUGGUAAUUAGAUUGGGGACUUUCUUAAAAAGUUCAAUUUUAUACUCAGGAGUAUAAAAAUGGUACUUCCAUAGACUAAUAGGAAUAAUGUAUAUAAAAAUGAUGAUUUAAAAGGCAAGCACAGGCGUAGUAUGGUCUUUAAUCUUAGCAGUAUAUAAAAUAUGUAGGUAAAGGGACGGACUGAAGAAUUUUUUUACGGUUUUUAAGAUCAAAUCAAGCGCUCUAACGCAAAAACAUUCAAAAAUGUCCUCGUAAUUAAAAAGAAACAUAAAAAGAGACUAUUUGUAUAUAUCAAAGUGGACUGAAAAAUGGAAGAAGUGUCGAUCCAGGACUGGCCUGGCCCUCCCUUGGAUUUAAAUUCGGGAAACAAUCCCUGGAUGCCCGCAUACGGAUACCAAACGCCAAACGCCCUGCUGGAAAAGGAGGAUUUUAUUGGGAAUCCAGAUGCAGAAUAUUUCUUUCAAAAUGCCUCGACCAACUACAUGUACCUGGAAACGAUCCAGGAGGAGACUUCCGACGAUCUCAGGUCCGACAGCGACGGCGAAUCCAGAAACUCACCGGUGGGAUGGCUGGCGACCGACUCCGAAGAUGGAAGUGUCAUUUUUACCAGCAGAAUUGAAGACCUGGACUGCGACUCAGACCGUGAAUUAGCCUGCCCGCCAAAACGUCGCAGACAAGACUCAAACUAUUUACAACUGCCUCCUGAUGACGCCCAAGAAGACGAAACGUCCUUGAGCCGAUCGAGCAGUUUACUGCAAUUCGAAUCGUUAGAGCAACAGUGUCGUGACAGUACCAGCUCGCCGAAUUUACUUAACCAAUUCACUUUGGACCUCUUGGAGGACAUCGAGGGCGGCAGGAGGAGGUUUUCCAGCGAGGAUUUCAGUCAGGACUACGAUGGCAGCGUUUUUAGAAGCUUCGGGGGUAAUAUAGACAAGUCAGAACAGAGUGAGAGCAGAGACUCUUUGCUCUACAAUGCCUCGUUGCGUUAUAGCAGCAGCAGCAGCUCCGAUUCUACUGACUCCGACAACACCGUAGAGAACUCGAGAUCGUGUGACAAUUUAAAAACAUGGCGCAGCUUCGACAACUUGCCGCUGUCAAACCACCACAGCCCCCCGAAGAAAUUCUCCAGCGAAAAUCUGAGCGAGGAUAGCGGCUAUGGUGAUCAACUGCUGCUGACUUCGUUGAAUAGUAGCUACAGUAAGACUAAAGGUGCUCUAAGCAGUAGCGCUGGACAUUUGGAUAAGGGCAGAGCCGAGUUGGAGAGUAAUUAUAAAAUGGCUGAGGCUAGAAGUGGCAGACACGUCAGGGAGAAGAGGAAUAGUUAUGUGGGGUUCGGGGCGUACGAUUGUGAUGUGUAUCAGAACUUCAACAACAACAACUUUGGCAUCUCCUACCAAGACCUAACGCGGCUCGACCAGCACCACCGCGAUCCGCCCCUAACCACCAGUUCCUCGCCCCUAACGGACGCAUUCUUGCGCAAAAAACACGCGCAAAAACUGCUUAGUAACCAUCAGCAUGAGGCUGCGAUCAACCUAAAUAUAAAAUUAGACAUCAAUAGGGAACACGCUAAAUUUAGCGACGGGCCGCAUGCCGCCAGCGUUCCCGAUCUUCUGCACCACACCGCAGUUCCAACAUCGCCGUUCGACCAACGUAAAAUAUUCAUCAGCGUGCCGAAGGAUUUGAACUUUGUCGCGUUCCAGUGCGAGAACAGUUCGGUAGCUGAGAAAGACUGGAAUUUAGCUGAUCUGGUGGUAGUCCAUAGUGGUGGUGACGUCGCCAUGGCGAAUUAUAAACGGGAGGGUAGCUACAGCGAGGCGAUGACCAAUAGGGUCGACCUGAGCGACGACGAGAACUCCUUGCUCAACCGCAGGUUGCCCAAACAUCCGAUCGUUGAUUUCGAUAAAAAAGUGCUAAAAGCCAUCUCGGAACAGUCCAUUCAGAGUUUGAUAAGUAGCACCAAUAGUCUACAUAAGAUGGAGGUGAACCAUCAGGUGAUUAACACCUCGACUCCGGUAAAACGACUUCAGUCUUGCGCAGUGUCCACGCCCAAUUUGAACCGGAUUCAACCGGUUCAGCGUGCUAAAGAUCCCUAUUUCGAUGACGACAGGAGGAAAAGUACUCACGAGAUAAGCGCUGUUAAAUAUGACACCAGUAAGAUAGAGGAGGAUAGGAAUAAAAAUAUCUUGUUAGACUGUAGCAACAGUGAGUGCGAGGAGGGUUUCAGGAGGAAGGGGUCGAUAAUUAAAAGUAGCACCAGCACUUCCGGUAUGAGCGAUAUCGAGGAAAAGUAUCAGAGCCUGAAGGAUUCCGUGAGGAGUUUCAGCGGAAGCAGUGGGAGUAAAGGUGUCCAUUUCUCACCGGUGGUCGCGGAAGUAAACUGGCGCGAUGACGUCAGCACCUCGACAGUAACUCCCGACCGUGAGUCACUUUACUCACUAAACUCCUCCUCACCGGAACCAUUGAGAAGAGAGUCUCCGAAACUUCUUAAGCCACGCCCUCAGUAUCCGAACUCGCACAGCAGGAGGAGCGUGAGUCAACCGGACUUGAGCGACAGUGAGUGCAAGAGGGAGUUUAUUGACUCGUUGAAUAAUUUGAGGAGGUAUGAGGCGGGGGCUGGGAGUAUGAGUUUGAGUAAGAGCCAGCCGGAUGUGAGCAAGUUUAAGAGGAGAGGUUCGCAAUUGAUCAAAAAAGACAAGGAUGGAUGUACUGUUAAGGCUUACGUGGACGUAGAUGGAGUGCAAUACAAACACACCCAUCUGGAUCUUAACAGCUUAAGUCAGACUUCUUUGAAUGAUCCAAAUGCAAAACACACGGGCGUCGUGCAACAUCAAAACGCGACGUCGGGCGGCGGCGUCGCGACGCACAAAAAUAGUUUCACGUCCAAGUUCCCCCUCUCCCAGCCGUUGAUGCCCGCCACCCGCACCAAUAACACCGAAGAAAACAAAGUCGCAUCGGCGAAACAAUCGACGCACGUACAAAAACAGUCGAGUAGCGCGAAGAUCAUGGCGACCACCGGCGGUACUGGCGCGUUCGUGGAUUCGGGUGGUGCUGCCAGUACGACGACGUCCAAGAGGAAAAACAAAUCGGGACUCGGUGGUUUUCUGCAAAGGUUGGCGAGUUUUCGGUUGGGCGCCAAAAAGGGUCAGGACCAGAAGGAUAAAGUGAAGAGGAAGGUGCAGAAUGGAACUACCAAUUCAGCCCUUGCGCAGCAACGCACCCUGCCUAAUCCGGAACUACAACAACAGAACCCGAGCUACAUCUACAUACCACUAAAAGGUCCACCGAGCAGCACCCCAUCGGAAAACAAUAAUGUCCAUAAAGGGGAGUCCAACCCUGGGGCGGUGGUGGUGGCGGCGAAGCCGCCCCUGCCCAAACAGCCGCCCCCCCGAGUGGUGCACGCGAGCGUCAAAAAGGCGGCGCAUGCGUCCGCGUCAUUGGACGAGCGACGUCGACGACGCACAAUCGAUUCCGCCAUCGGCAGCAGCCACGGCGUCACGGCGGCGGUGCCCAGGGGCGUCGGGGAUGGUUCUAUGGACGGACCGAUGGGGUUGAUCGAGACUGACCUGGACACUGAAGUUACUGUUAUAACCAAUGGCGCAAACGCGAAAGCGCGCAGCCUACUAGAUCUGGGCGUGGCCGAGCCACGCCUAAAAGUACCCAACAAUCCGGAUGGGUCGCAGAACGGUUCCGGUAGGCCUCACAAAUCUAUGGAGUUCCUUUUAGAUAAGCAGAAUUUGAAAGUGGUCGAGCCUCCCGAAAAUGAACUCCAAAAAACCGAACGCGUCAUGUCCGAACACGAACUGAGAGUACAGCGCAGCCUCCAAAAACUCACCGUGCCCGACUGGUACAAAAACUCCCAAAUACCCGGCCAGGGGUUCCUGCUCAAGAAGAACCAACAGCCGCGAGAAUCCAGAUGGACGGGCACCACCGGCUCCAAGACCACCAGCUUAAGUUCACUGGGUUCGGGCACCCAGAGCCCCUUAAUACUCAGCCCCACACCGACCAGUCAACCGUUCGUCAGGUGGAGCACCUCGAAACUGAACAGCACCGCCUCCUCCCCAUGCCAGAGCACCCGCAGCAGUUUCAACCAGGGCAGUAGACAACCGAACGGUAGCAUUUCACCCAGCAGUGUCAGAUCCAGCUUCAGCUACAGACAGCCAUACUUAGGGUGGAGAUCGCAGGAGCGUCUCAAUCGGCCUAGGACCCCCGCGGAACGUUUGGCGAGCACCCUGCUUACGAGACAACCCCAAGAGAAUCCAGAGAUCCAGACUUCGAUCAAGGAGGUUACUUCCGCGAUCGUACAUUACGUAAGCGGAUUGAAACCGAGCGAGGAUCAAGAGAACAGCCGGUCCAGUUCGGUGUCUCCGAGGGGUAGUCAGAAACUUUGUUGGUUGGAGAGUUCUUUUGUUGGUACGAAACCUUUGGAUAGUCCGGAGACUCCGGUUACUUGCUCAGAGAGUCCGGUGCCGCCUCCGACGCAGAGUUUGAGGCUGGAGCUACAGAAUCAUAACUUGGCAACCCUGUCAGCGAACGACACCAGGGUGCGUCCCUCCCCGAGCUCAACUACCCUCGAGGACGUGUUGGACUCGCUCUUAGGGUUGCCACCCUCCGGGAGGGCAACGAGCCCUUGCCUGCAAGAGACAGUGUCAGCUAGCACUAGCCCGCAGCGUCGUGCGAGCGACGCAGAAACCGACGGCGCAGCGUACCGACGUCGCUCAGAAGGUUCAGAACCGGCCGCGGUCAAAUUGGACCCGUCGCUACCGGCGGUCGCGAUGCUACGUUGCCGCUACUCGCGUUGCAACAAAACGGCGUUGCCGACGUCCAAGGAGGCACGCUCGUUCAAGAACUGCCACAAUUGCUCGUAUACGUAUUGCUCAAGGACGUGCCGCAGGAGCCACUGGGAACGGCAUCGGAAAACCUGUUUGUUUUCGAGGAUGGGAACGUUGUGUCGACAGGUGAUUCAAGCGGUAAGAGAUCAAAAGGACACACUAAGAGAACUCUCGAAGGUGGGACGAAGAGGUUACAUCUCACACGGCCUGGGGGCGGUGAAAUGUUUCUAUCCAAACCCAGAGGCGGCCGAAAAGUUCUUAGCCGACGGUCUGCAAAGUUUGGGGGAAUUGACGUUUGUCCGUUGGCAAGACCUGUUACCUACAGAAAUGGGUCCGAUGCUCUACAAAGAAUUGGUGGAGAUGUGCCAGAACUAUAACCCUGAGACGAAGUUUGUGCUCUAUAUAUCGCUGUGCGUUAUCUCGGAGACUCCCGCCUCUGGAGCGGUCAAAUGGGAGAGACAGCUCGUCUCCAGGUGUGCCAAACUGAGGCUGAGCAAAGAUCUUAAUUUUGUCGGUCCGGAGCUUGCCCCACGCGAAAUCGAACCGCCAGAAACCCUGAUCCUCACUUGUCCUCCUAUCAGACUGCCCACACCGGAAACCAGCAUGCGGGCACGCCUAAUCGCUUUCAAUAACCUUCAGGCUCAAUUGAGGGAUCGAGGGGUCUCCCUGAAACGUCAGUACCCGGAGAUUUACAAGCAAAUCGAUGAAUACUGCGAGGAUUUAACGAUUAAACCGGUGGCGCAGACGAUUUACCCCCGAAAUGCCACCACGAAUAAGAGUUUUAUGUGCAUCAUCAUGUUGGAGAGCGAUUUGGAGACUCUGAAGCAGGUGGAGAAGGCUGGAGUUAAGGUGCGGACUGUGGACUGUCUGUUAUCUUGUGAGACUACUACUAAUAUGUAGUCUUUAGGUGAUUACUACCUCUAUGUUGCUAUUGUUUAAGUUUGAAAUAGGUUAUUGGAGAAUUGCUCCUGCCACCAUCUGUUGGAGAAACAACCUUAACCUAGAAAAUGUUGCACUUGAUUGAUCCAAAUUAAACAUGUAUUUGACAGAUGCCGUCAAGAGAGAAUUGGCCCUCGAUAUAUUGAUAGAUUUUUACCAGUUGAAAUAUUAUAUAAAAUACGGACUUAUUGGAGUAUCUAAGGAUUUCUGAAAUUAAUUUCCUUUGGUUUGCUAUAAAUCAAAGCCAGGUACACACAUAACCUUUAAAUUAAAAUACACAAUUCCUUACUGCAAGAAUCCAGAAGAGGUUAUGAAUUCUGACAUUUGACAGUAACAACUUCCCCGCAAUAUUUAUUUAUAAUUUUCCGAAAUUAAUGGAAUAUCUAAGGUUCUUGUAAAAACUAAUUUUUUUUUGAUUUACCAUACACCAUACACAUAUGCUAAUUAAAAUCAGUUUAACUACAUAAUAGAAUUAAAGGCAUAAACAUAACCUAAAAUUCUAGUUUUUACAAAUAUUGACAAGAAUGACAGUUGACAGUGUUCAACGAAGCUAUCUUAGAAAAGGCUAAAAAUCCUCCCUUAGUUUCAAAGGUUUGUACAAAAUACAAUUUAUAAUUUUUUUUUUAGAAAUUUAUACUUAAUAAUAUAUGAUGUAAAAAGUAGGGUUAGGUGUGCUUACUUUGGAUAUUUUGACAUAUACAUAUAUACUUAUAUAAUUUUUCAUCCUCUGUGAUUUUUAAAAUAUAUAACAUUAAAGCAAAUAUUCUUAUAUAAACUAUAGGACUUUUGAACGUUUUGCUUCAAUUGUACAAACUCGUUGUUUUUAGUCAAAUAUUUUACGAAUUUGUUUUUAAUAUUAUAUAGUUCCCUUUUAUACUAUACAAUAAAUAAAUUAAUAUAAGUCCCUACAUAUAUAGGCAGAUAUUCGAUAAUAUUGUUGCAAUUUACGUUAGAUUUUUUUAUUAAAUAAAUGAAUUGUUAAAUAUUUAUAUAAUAGCCUAUAUUGUAAAAAUAAUGCUGAGAUUAAGACUUUUUUAUUUAUAGAUGAGAUGGGUUAGGGUUAUUCACGUGAUCCGCGAACGGUUUCAUUUUUAACAUAUUAGCGACACUUUUAUUCGUCAUCGUUGUCAUGUGCAUGUGGAAAUGUCAGAACAAUACGGAAUAAAGCAAUAUUGAAAAUUUAAAA
Molecule: messenger RNA, 7295 nt
Organism: Anthonomus grandis grandis
Lineage: Eukaryota; Metazoa; Arthropoda; Insecta; Coleoptera; Curculionidae
Exons: 17
Coding region: 650-6070 (1806 amino acids)
Biological process (GO): cell-cell junction organization
Cellular component (GO): plasma membrane; apical junction complex
Source: RefSeq, a predicted model, not a curated record